GAUCUUCCAUUUUUGGUACUCCUUAUGCUAGAGCAACAUCGUCGUUUUUGGUCAGAUUCAUCAUGGCUAUGCCAAGACUUAAGAUAUAUGUUAUCAUGUGAAGUUCAUCCCUAUGAAAGUUCACAUAGUGAUCUUUCUAAACUUGUCUAACUAUCAUCAUGGCUAUGCCUAAGAUUUAAGAAUCUCUUGAAAUUUUAGGAUUACCAUCAAAUAACAAAGAACCGAUAGCAAUAUGAAUGUUUAUGGUAUUCAGAUUUAAGCAGACUUUACCAUGUUUCCUAUAUUUUUCAACCAUUUAUAUCCUUUCAUUUGUUAAAAUUAAUACACAAAAAACAUUAUCAAUAAAAAUAAUACAUAAAAAAGAAUAAGAGAGAGCUAAACUGUUAACUAAUUGAAGUUUAGGCAUAAUGUUGUCAUAGCUUGGAAGUUCAGUGACUAAGAUGUCAUAAUGUGCUAGUUGAAGUAUUAAAUUGUAUUCAACCUCUCCUCUUCUCUCCCGAUUUUUCCUUUUGGGUCGUAGAAACUAGAAAGAAGACUAGAAGUAGCCGUCUCUGAAGUUGAAGUGUCAAAGUUAGGGUUCCGCUCUCCAUUCCUCUGCUAGGCUGCUUAUCGAUUAUACGCUUCAGGUAAGAUUCUUCUCUUCUUCUUUCCUCGCGCGAUCUUCUCUGCUUCUAUUGUAUUUCAUCAAACAGAGGAACGCAGUUCGUAUUUUCAGUUGUUCUCCGAUCUCGAUUUAAUCAUUCUUCUCAAUUUCGGGCAUUCGCAGGAACUUUUUUCGCAAUAUUGGAAUGGCGGCCGAGCAGAAGGCAGCUACCGAGGACGUAAAGAUGGACCUGUUCGAGGACGAUGAUGAAUUUGAGGAGUUCGAAAUCGAUCAAGAGUGGAUUGAGAAGGAUGAAGGGAAAGAGGUGACACAGCAGUGGGAGGAUGAUUGGGAUGAUGAUGAUGUCAAUGACGACUUCUCACUACAGCUACGGAGGGAAUUGGAGCAGAAUGCCGAGAAGAAGUAAAGCUAAUGACUCUGUAUCUCAGAUUUUAUGUUCUGCAAAUGAUGGUAUGAGCUAACAAGAGUCGAUCCGUUUUGUGAACAUGUCGCACUAUGUUUGGAUGGUGAGCUCUUUUGCUCAUUAACAUCUGCACUGAUCUUUGUUUUCAAUAUGAACUUCCUCCCUCUGGUGUGUGAUUCUGCCUUAAGAUUCAGCUAUCUGCACUGUCUCUGUCUUCUUGUGUCCAUGGCCUUAUCGAGAUGGUAGGGCUUUCAAUGGUGUUGCAUUUAACUUUCGGUUUUCAUGGUGAAGCCAAGAUAGUGUCUGAAAAUCGGAAAACCUAUAUACUGCCAUUGAAAUGAAUUGCUCAGUCGAUGUCUGAGUUAUAGCUGUUUCAGAUGAAUCCCGUUUUGUGAAUCAGGGUUGAUAGUCAUCGUAAGAUCCAUUUUCUGUUUGUGACUUGGAUUGUCUCCUUGAUCCAAAGAACAAUUUUGUGAUUGAACUAUGUGGAUUGGUUGUCCAUACCUCCUGUCUUUUCAGCCUCACUCUGCAUAUUAGGUAAUUGCAGUAACAAAGACAAAAUCGUCUCUUUUUUCCUUGGCGCCAUCACCAUACCAUCAAAGCAUCUUUGACUUGUCAGCCCUGCCGACAGUGAGGCCAAGGCUUGAUUUCAAAGCUUGCACCACGAAGUAAUCCCAUCUUUCUUCAAGGAGCCAACAACCAUAGGAAAAGAGAAGUUAAAUUUUCAUUUGACUACGUAUGGAUUCAGGGGGAAAAGAAAGCAAAGAAAACUUU
Linum trigynum is the source of this 1781-nucleotide messenger RNA. NCBI's taxonomy places the organism in Eukaryota, Viridiplantae, Streptophyta, Magnoliopsida, Malpighiales, Linaceae. The record is from the annotation of a GenBank genome assembly.